Molecule: messenger RNA, 1997 nt
Organism: Diabrotica balteata
Lineage: Eukaryota; Metazoa; Arthropoda; Insecta; Coleoptera; Chrysomelidae
Source: the annotation of a GenBank genome assembly
CUGUCAGUGUCAGGUGUCAGAUAAAGAAUUAUAAUUUUGCAGUCGAUAUACGGCAAUUCACAUUAAAUCUUUUUAUAAUAAUUUACUGACAGUAUUAGUGCUUUGUGUGAUGCUAAAAGUCUUUACAAGAAUGAUGAGACAACUACCCAGUUCCUGUGACACCUUUGUGGUCAUGCCACCAUUGACCAAACAUGGGGUUAUUUUUGGUAAAAAUUCAGAUAGGCCCAAGGGUGAAGUUCAAGAGGUAGUUUACAUUCCGGGAGGUGAUCAGCCAGGCUCAAUUAAAUGUACAUACAUAGAAGUAGAAUCUGCAGGGCCUACCAAGAGUGUCAUCUUAAGCAAACCUAAUUGGAUGUGGGGAGCAGAAAUGGGAGCAAACGAAUGUGGUGUAGUUAUAGGCAAUGAAGCAAUAUGGACCAAUGAUAAUUCUGGAGAUCAUGAUCCCAGUGUUAAAAGACUUCUUGGAAUGGAUCUAUUAAGAUUGGGCCUAGAACGAAGUGCAACUGCUACAGAAGCUCUGGAAGUAAUAACCCAAUUAUUAGAAAAAUAUGGACAAGGUGGACCUUGUUCCAAUACCGAUAGUAGCCUAAUUUACCACAAUUCUUUUUUAAUUGCUGAUGCAUCAAUAGCCUGGGUGUUAGAAACCUCUGGAAAGCAUUGGGUAGCUGAGAAAAUUACAAGUGGAUAUAGAAAUAUAUCCAAUGCUGUAACUAUUAGUACAAAAUUUGAUAGACAUUCUGAAGGUCUUCAGGAGUAUGCAAAAUCCACAGGACUGUGGAAUGGAGAGGGAGAAUUUAAUUUUCGAGAAAUAUUUUGUGGCGAGAGUAAACCUUAUGGUAGUAGAUAUCUAGCAGGGGAGAAACUUUUGAGUAGUAUGACAGCUUCUAACAGCUUCAAAGAAACUGAUAUGUUUAAACUAUUACGGGAUACCGAGUCGGGAAUCUGCAUGACAGUGGAUAGUCCAGGAAGCGUAACUCAAGGAAGUCAGGUUUCUUCGUUAUCAAGUAGCCAACCAAAUGUUCACUGGUUUACAGCAACACCAGACCCAUCAAAAUCAGUGUUCAAGCCUUUUGUAUUUACUAAAGGAGCAGUAGUCUCAAAACAUACGAAAUGUUCCUCGGCAGAGGAACCACAUACGUUAUAUCUUUUGCACCAUUCUGCCUUGGAAAACAGCAAUAAAGAUGACGUUCAAGACUUACUAAGAGGCAUGGAAGCUGAAUGUGUCGAAGAAUUAGAACAAGUAAUGGAACGAGUCGGUGACGAUCUUUCCGAACUAGACGAAUUAUUCAAAGAUUGCGUGGAAACCGAAGUAAAAUUUUACCGCUAGAAGAAGAAUUUAGAAACUUCAUCUUACUGACUUCGUACUAUGAUUUAUAUAGCUGUCAUAAGGGUUAAGCACAUUUCUUGAUAGAGUUUGCUUACUAUUGGUGUGAUAACGUGAGGCGAUAACUUAUUUUUAUGUCUCACUGCGCUCAUUUUUGUAUCUUUUCCAUUUUGUAAUGACGCAGAGCUUGAACGAAGAUGCUUUAUUGGUAUAUUUAUUUUAGACUUUGAUAUUAGCAACUAGAAUAUAUUUAAUAUCCACAAAGUAAGACUACACUUUUUCUAUAUACAUCUUUUAUUUACGGACUAAUUGGCAUCUAAACUCUUUAGAGGUAAGUUUUAAGAAGUGGAAGCGUACUUUUUCUAUUAAAGUGUCGUUUUUGUAAAGGAAAUUUGCAAUCGAUAUUAUCAGGCAUCAAAUGCGGCUUUGACAUUACUUUGAUGUUGCUGUUUGAAAUUGAUUUUAGACUUUGACUCAUGUCAAUGUUUCACAGCAUCAAAAUAAAAUUUAGAAUGUUCUAAUCUCUAGUAAGAGUAAAACGUUUAGAUUGAUUGUUCAAGAGAAAUAUUUAAUGCAUCAGACAAUAGCAGAAUAUUUUUAGUGAUAAGUAAAUAUCUUUGUUUUUACAUAUGAAUUAAUUAUAAAUUUUCAUUUAUAAAACCUUAUAAGUUAU